CUGUCAUUUCUCUAUCUUUCCUCUCUUUUUCUUCUCUUUCUUUAUUUCCAAAACAAUUCCUGUGUUUUUGGAUAUCUGAGCUGAGCGGUGGUCCGUGAACGUCUCAUCGGCUUCCAGGGAGUGGCCGGUGCACCUGUCCGACCUGUUUGGGGGACACAUGACUCCGUAGGAAUUUCGCCUUCUCCUGUCGUCCUUUGUUUAACGGGAGUCUUGUCGGCGGAGGACAGAGGGAGAGAGUCAGAGGAGAGGGGGGAGAAAGACAGAAGACAGAGGGAGACAGAGAGAUGUCGGAACCAGCCACUAAUCCCGCUGCCACCUCGUUCCCAGCUCCAACUAUUUCUUUACCUUUGGGACUCGAAGUAUUACGGACUUACUCAGGAGCCCUGGUCUGUUUAGAGAUAAUAUUUGGUGGUUUAGUAUGGAUCCUGGUGGCUUCCUCCAACGUGCCAGUGCCUUUGCUGCAGGGCUGGGUGAUGUUUGUCUCCCUCACCACCUUCUUUCUGUCCUCUGCCUACCUCACGCUCCUCAUCACUGGCCUGGCUGAUCGUAUCAACACCGACUGGAACGCCUUGGAUGUGGUUUACCAUUUCGUAGCUUUGCUCUUCUACUUUGGUGCCUUUGUGUUAGAGGCAGCAACUACAGCAGCGAAUGGAGGAGCUCACGCCAUGUUCAAGCCGCUGCCGAACAGCACUGACACUAUGUUGUGUAUUACGCAUCCUCGGGGCAACAUUUUCACUGUCCUGAGUGGAAAUCAAUACAGUAUUAAUGUGGCAGCUACGAUAUUUGCAUUUGUGGUGACACUCUGUUAUGGUUGCAGUAUGGUGAUGGGCUUCAAGAGAUGGAGACUGUAACCUACGACACCAAAAUAAACACAUUUUACAACUUCUCCAUAACUUAAUGCUAUAUUAAGUCAACAGUCACAUUUGGGAUUCCAUAGAGAGCACUGCUUCUGUUUAAAGUCAAAGAAAAACUGAAAAGUCUAAAAUUCUCAUUUCAGGACAGUAAUACUAUCACAGACAUAAGAAGUGAGUUCUCCUUGUUCGUGUUUGUAAUAACUGAGCCUCAACACCAUUUGGCAGAAUAUACUGUAAUUCUGAGUGAUAUUCUAGUGGCUACUGCGUUCCGUGUUUCAUGUUCCAUGUUUAACAUCUUUUGCAAAUGUCUGUGAUGGUCAUCGGAGGAAGGUUGUCAGGGAACGUUGCAUGUACAUUUAAAGCUACUUAGCAGUAAUUAUUUUUAUGUGACGUUUGAAGUUUCUUCCUCCAUUCCCCUGAUUUUUGAAUCCAUAUUGAUAGACAUAGUUCCCAUUUCCAUCACUGCACAAACAUGCUGCUCUUUUGUUAAUACA
Sphaeramia orbicularis (orbiculate cardinalfish) is the source of this 1348-nucleotide messenger RNA. It is a transcript of the gene mal2, whose product is annotated as mal, T cell differentiation protein 2. The coding region runs from base 285 to 851 and encodes 188 amino acids. Gene Ontology annotation, cellular component: membrane. Gene Ontology annotation, biological process: myelination. NCBI's taxonomy places the organism in Eukaryota, Metazoa, Chordata, Actinopteri, Kurtiformes, Apogonidae. The record is from RefSeq and is a predicted model, not a curated record. The transcript is spliced from 4 exons. Gene Ontology annotation, molecular function: structural constituent of myelin sheath.